AUGAGUUUAAUUGUUCCUCAAACAUUCGUAUUUGAUUCUCAAAAUACGAGUGAUAAUGGGGAUAAAUCACCAUCAUUAAGAUCAACAUAUUCAACUGCGACAUCGAAUACACAUCGAAAACUUUCUCGAUCACCAUCACUUAAUCCAUCGGUAAUGAAUCGAGCAUUACGUUUACAAGCUGGCCCAUCAUCAAUUGAUAUUCCAGUUGAUUUAAGUGAUGAUGAUUAUGAUUUUGAUGAUAAUGCAUCAGCAAGAGAUAAUUAUCGUUUUGGUUCACAGAUUAUUCGUAAACGUCAUUCAAGACAAAAUUCAUUUGUAGCAACAACAAAUUAUCAAAAUUAUUUUCGUCCAUCAACACGUAGAUCUGAUCUUCUUGUUAUUCAAGCACCACCACCAGGAUCUAUUGCAAUUCCACCAAGACAUAAUUCAUUACAAAAUGGUGGAUAUGUAUCGAUUAUUGAUAAUCAAGCUGCUUUAAUGGCAGCAGAUGCAUAUAAAGAAGUACGUGGUCAAACACUUCUUCAUCUAGCUGCUCGUCUUGGUCAUGAUGAAAUCAUGCGUUUAUUAAUUAGUGAAACAUCACAAGCAAGUAUGUUAAUGAAUGCAAAAGGACAAACACCAUUAUUAACAGCUAUUGAAGCUGGUUCAACAUCAACAGCUACAUUAUUAAUGGAAUCCGAUCCGAGAUCAAUUAUUGCUAGUGAUAAUAAUGAUUCAAGUGCAUUUCAUUAUGCAUGUGAACACUGUAAUGAUGUUGUUCUACAUCGAGCUAUUGCUUUAUCUAAACGACUUAAUUCGACUAGUGAUCGAGUUACGGCAUUACGUCGAAUAAGAGAAAGAAAUCGGUCUGGUAAAACUCCAUUUGAUAUCGCUAUAGAAAAAGGUCAAUUGAAAUGUGUUAAACAUAUUGUUUUAUCAUCAUGGUUAGAAACAAAUAUUGAUAUGCGAGAAUUAAUUGAUGCUGUAUCAAUGAAAAAUGCUAUUGAUCAAGAACAGUUAGAUAUUUUAACUUUUUUUGUUACACAACCAAAACGUUUUGCUUAUAUUAUUCAUUUAUUAGUAAAUGUUAAUGGUCGAUAUUUUAAUUUGUUAGAGUAUGCAAUAUUAUUGAAGAAAAAAGAUAUUGUACGGUUAUUUAUCAGUGUACGUAUACCAGUUGAACAAUAUAAUUUUCGUCAUCAAUAUAAACAAUUUUUAAAACAUUAUAAUGAACCAUUUGUUCAAACAAAUUCUUCAUCAUUCUAUCAAACACCUAUACAACGUAUGUUAACGACACCGGAAUGUGUACCAUUAGUACCAUUGAUAUUAGAACAAUUUGUUAGUAAUCAUGGAAUUGAUUUAUCAAUUGUUGAUGAUUGUUUAUAUGCUCGACCGAUGAAAACAAGAUGUAUAUUUGGACGAACAAAACAUUUUUCAACAGAUAAUUGGCUUCAACAACAUCCAUUAACUUUAAUUGCAAAAGCUGAUUGUAAAGAUGUUUAUGAUCAUCGUUUAGUUCGUUUAUGUGUUGAUUUAAAAUUUAAUUUAUUUGGAAAUUUUCUUUAUUUACUUAUACUUUGUUGUCAAUCAACAUAUGUUGCACUUUAUACAGGUAUUGCAUUAGGUUCACCCACACCAUCCGAUCAAGGAACAAAUUAUUAUAAAAUGGUUAAUUAUUCAUGUUAUGAUUUAUGUAUAACAUUAACAAAUGAUCCAAUAAAACCUGCAACAGAUAAUUCACCAUUACGAGCUUUACGAUUAAUUUUACUUAUUUUAUCUGGUUUUGCUUUAUUAAAAGAACUCUUUCAAAUAUUAACACAACGAGAAAAAUAUUUUCGACGAUUUUAUAUUAAUCUUAUUGAAUUACAUAUGUAUGUUAGUGCAAUUAUAUAUUCCGUCGAUGUUAAUGAAUGUACACGUCAAACAGGUAUUCGAUGUUCAGCUCAAUGGAUGGCAGGUGGUAUUGGUUUAUUAUCAGUUUGGACAUCAUUAUUAUUAGUUGUUAUGAAUGGAAUAAAAUUUGGUAAACAUGGUCUUUUAUUUAUAACUGUAUUUGUUACAUUUUUAAAAUUUAUUGCUGUUUAUUUUAUGAUUUGGAUUGGUUAUAUCUUAGCUUUUUAUAUGAUUUGUAAAGAUAUUAUGGAACAAUUUCGAUUUUUUAAUUUUGUACCAAAAUUAUUAGUUAUGUUUAUUGGUGAAUAUGAUAUGGAUAGUACAUUUUUUUCGAAUAAUAAUGAAUUAAUGCCUGGUGCUGAAGGUGCACUUAUACUUUAUAGUGCUUAUGUAUUUACUAUGUUUAUUGUUAUGAUGAAUAUAAUGGGUGGUCUAGCUGUAGCCGAUGUAAAAGAAUAUCGUUUAAAUGCUAAACGAGAACAUUUACGAGCACGUAUUGGAGUUGUUUUAGGUUUUCAAGCACGUUUAGGUGGAUUUUGUGAAACAGUUGGUACUAUAAUAAGACAAUUAUCAAAAAAUGUUAAAAUAAUGAAUUUAUGGGAAAAAUUCAAUCUUAUACCAUUAAAAUAUCAUUUACGUAAACUUGAAAUACGUUCAUUUCCAAUAAAUAUACCACAUAAUCUUAAUCCAUCAAAUUUUUCUCAAUUAGCACCAUUAACACGACGUGAAGGAGUUGCUUUUCCUCAAUCAAUAUCAUCAUCAUCAUCAACAACAAUGGGUAUAUUUGAACAAGUACAUACCGAAACAGGUUAUUUCUAUCAUCAUGAUACAACACGUGAUGAUAGUUUAUUUAAUGAUGAAGAAAAUACACGUUUAAUUAAAAAAACUGAUGAAUUACGUGAUGCUAUUGAAGAAUCCGGUAUACGUACAAAUAAUGAAUUGAGAAAAAUGACAUUAAGUUUACAAAAUGAAUUGGAAGAUAUUAAACGAAGAUUAACACAACAGUAA
Messenger RNA from Adineta steineri, 2880 nucleotides. NCBI's taxonomy places the organism in Eukaryota, Metazoa, Rotifera, Eurotatoria, Adinetida, Adinetidae. The record is from the annotation of a GenBank genome assembly.